AUGUCUACAUUCGUCCAGUCAUGGGCCAAGGCCCAGGCCCAAAAGUCCCAAAUCCACAGCUCCAAAAAUGCCCCAAUCUUCUUCCGCAACCUCGAAGCAGAGCUCGAUACUCUCAGGGAGAAUCAGCGCUGCCUGUCCAUCCACAGCUACCCCGGCCUAGGAAAGGACAUGAUUGACUUCGCCUCCGCCGACAUGCUCGGGCUUGGCACCUCAGGCAGGAUGCGUGAGGCAUUCAUGGAGGAGCUGGCGCAGAACCCGGACUGGUGGGUGAGCGCCUCCGGUCCGCGGUUGACCUUUGGCAACUCCAAGUAUAUGGAGGACUUGGAGCAUGAUAUUGCUGAGUUCCACGGCGCUGAGACGGCGCUGAUGGCUGUUAAUGGUGGGAUGGCGAAUGCGGCCAUCUUUACUGCCAUUCCGCGUGCCGGCGAUGCUCUCGUGUACGAUGAGUACAUCCACGCAACUGUGCACGACGGCAUGAAGAACAGCCUCGCGCUGGUCAAGAAGGCCUUCCUCCAUAAUAACUUAGACUCGUUCCGGGACACCUUGGAGUCCGUCCGCAAUUCCCAGCCACUCAUCCGCAAUGGGAAGCGGUGUGUUCUUAUUGCUGUCGAAGGCAUCUACAGCAUGGACGGAGACGUGUGUCCUCUGGAAGAGCUCGUAAGCAUAGCCAAGGAAAUCUUCCCUGAUGGCAACGCGCAGUUCGUCAUCGAUGAAGCCCAUUCCCAUGGCGUCAUUGGGCCGAAGGGUGCAGGGCUCGUUUCUGCUCUGGGGCUUGAAAAGGAGAUUGCCAUCCGGAUGCACACACUUCCGAAAGCCAUGGCAGCCGGUGGCGCUGUCAUCAUGUGCAACAAUACUGUUCGAAACAUGCUCCUAAACUUUGGGAGAAACAUUCUGUUUUCUGGUGCACCAGGCUUUCCUCUAUUAGCGGCAAUUCGCGUCGGGUACGACUUUUUGCAAAGCGGCGAGACGCAGCAGGCACAAGACAGAAUAAAAUACAUGGUCCAACUCUUCAAGGACAAACUGACAUCCCACCCAGUCUGGGACGCAGCCAACGACGCCAAAAUCCUGCGUGUUCCACUCUGGGACCAAGACGAGCAGGAACAGCGCUUCUGGACUCCCAUCGUCCCCAUACUAACGCGCCCCAACACGAAGCACAACGUCUACCUUGCCUUCCAUCUACAGCUCAACGGGUUCAUUGCUUACCCUGUCUACUUCCCCGUCGUCCCCAAGUCGGCGGAGAGGGUGAGGAUCAUUUUCCAUGCUUCGAACACUGACGAGGAGAUUGAGGCCAUUGCUGCGUCUAUUUGUGCCUGGGCGGAAGAGAUGCUUGAAAUUGAUGAGGAGGGUACUGCGGGUGUUAGAGUGCCGACUGCUGCUCGCCAGGCGUAUGCCAUGAUGGAGAAGGAGAGGUUGAAUGGGUCAGCGUAG
Molecule: messenger RNA, 1428 nt
Organism: Scedosporium apiospermum
Lineage: Eukaryota; Fungi; Ascomycota; Sordariomycetes; Microascales; Microascaceae
Exons: 3
Coding region: 1-1428 (475 amino acids)
Biological process (GO): biosynthetic process
Molecular function (GO): pyridoxal phosphate binding
Source: RefSeq, a predicted model, not a curated record